Molecule: messenger RNA, 2746 nt
Organism: Nezara viridula (southern green stink bug)
Lineage: Eukaryota; Metazoa; Arthropoda; Insecta; Hemiptera; Pentatomidae
Source: the annotation of a GenBank genome assembly
AUGAUUCCCAGGGAGUCGAGGACUAUAUUUUCAGCCAACCUCGCUACGUCCUUAAUGUCAACACCUAGUUCCUCGAGGAAGCUCCUUGUUCUUUUUGGGAUAGUUCCGCGAGACCAAAACCAGAGGCCUCUCACGGUGAACUUUCUAUCUCCGUACCUGACGGAGAGAAGACGACAAGCCUUGGCUUCCGAGCUGGGCCUGAACGAGGCGCAGAUCAAGAUCUGGUUCCAGAACAAGAGGGCGAAGAUCAAGAAGGCCUCUGGUAACAGGAACCCUCUGGCUCUUCAGCUGAUGGCACAGGGCCUCUACAACCACUCCACGGUACCAAUGUCCGACGAGGAGUGCGACGAGAACACCGCCUCCAACGGUCGCUAGGAUAUCCUCAAGAUCGGAUCUGGAAGGAUAUACCGAAGUCCGCCGAAUGUCUUAGGCGUCCUCAGAUAGCUUCAAGCCGUAGGAUUGUAUUUUAUACUUAAUUGUAAAAGUCAAUAUAUUAAAAUAUUGUCAUAAUAUUAAUUACGAGACAUUGGGAAGAUAUUUAACAGACUGGAACCAAUCCACAUUGUAUGUAGAAAUGCAUUUGCAUCCACACUUUAAGAUAAAUCAAUUUGGUACUUACAUAAAUUGGUACUACUAAAUAAAUGUCAAUCCACUUUCAUUACAAGUGGUACAAGAUCUCAAGAUCACAUCAUAAAUGGUGAGAGUAUCUAGCGAGUCGAACGUUCAUUUCAAAAAAGUUUCAUAGAAACUGUUGAAAUGGAUCUUUUUAAAAACGUUUCAACUCCUGCUCUGAAAACCUUCUCUAUCCUCGGAUAUUCUCGUAAUCUCAUUUAUAGCGUGAUCGUGGGAUCUUGGCCCACUUAAAGUGGAGUGAUACUCAUAUAAUGGUAUUCAUAAGUUUUCAAUUUUUAUUUGUUAGAAAGUGAAUAUUAAGUUACAUCAAAAGCAAAAAAAAAAAAAGUAUAUAUAUAUAUAUAUAUCAAUAGCGGAUCCAGGAUUUAAUUUGGGGAGUGGCUUCGGCCUUUUUUUUCCAUAAAAAUAACGAUAAUUACUUUCGAAAAACAGAAAGAAACUAACUACCUAUAAGAAAUGGUGUUUAAGUGAUUCCUUAAGUCCUUUUAAAUGUAAUUAAACGAACAAUAAUACUUUAAGAGGUAUUUUAAAAAAAAAAAUUUCCAUAAAAAUGGUUAUUUUUUACCAUUUUGGGAGGAGCUUCAGACCGAAAGCUCCCCCCUCUCUCGUAGCUCGUAUAUAUAUAUAUAUAUAUAUAUAUAUAUAUAUAUAUAUAUAUAUAUAUAUAUAUAAAAACCUAUUCGAAAACACCUCUAACUCAUUUUUCUUUAUUUUGUGGAUUGGUUUCGUUCUGCUUGAUAUCGUUCAAUCAAUCAUUUCUAGCUUCGAAACGCCAAUACUUCUGUUAUUCCCUAAAAUACAAUAGAUAAGUGAUGUAAAAAUUAUAGAUGGUGUAUUAAUGUAAAACAAUUAAUUAAUCUGUUGAAAAUUUAGAUUUUUUUUACGAUCGCAAUGCUUCCCUCCUAUCUUAUUUGAUAUAAGGUAUGAGAAUGUAAAAUUAUUUCUUCUUUUAUAAUUACUUCUUAUAUUAUUGAUAGAAAUUUUUAUACUACAGGAAAGUAUCUUUUCAAAUACAAUUAAAAUUAAUACAUUAUAUUGUAAUUUAUUUAUUUAUUUAAAAUAUAACAGUGUAAGUUUGAAAAAUUGUAUAUCUGGAAUGUUUCAAAAGUAUUUUGUGUCGACGGGAAAGCUAUCUGAGGACGAUGGGAGAAAUGUGUGAAUUCAGAAUUAUGUCGAGAUCUCAAAAGAUUCCUUUAGCACUAGGGAUCAGCAAUACUCAAACAUGUAUUUUUUAUAAAUUAGUAUAUAUAUGAUCUUAGGAAUAUGGAAAUAUUCGAUUGUCUAUAUAUUAUUUUUUUCUCUGUGAAAUGUUUAGUGUAAAAAUAAUCGUGUGUAUUUAUGAAUAUGUUGUAAGUUGUAUUAUAUAAAUAUCAUUAGAUAUGCUACGUUUCCAGGAGAAUCGUCCAAUAUAGUGUAACUAGAUUUUUUUUAGAAAAUAGAUUUUUUUUUCUGUUCAAGUAACGAAGAGGUCUAUUAAUCAAUAAUUGUUUUGUUUUUUUAAAUAAACAAUUAUGGAUUAAUUUUUUUUUAAUAUUGGCCUUUUUGUGGCUGAAUAGAUUGUAAGCGUGUUCAAUAGAUUAUGAUUAAAUAUGUAUAAAAAUAAUCCAGAAAGCUUGAGAACUGUGAGUUAAUAAGCCGGUAGUGAAAACGUUUACAUUAAAAUAAAAAAUCAUAAAAUAAUAAAUAAAAAAAAAUAUGAACAGGAAACUUAGCAGGUUUAUUGUGAAUAACAAAUUGUAUAUAACUGUAAACAUAUAUUUGAAUGAUUGUAUGAAACAAAAAUCUAUAAAAAAAAUAUUAUAAAUUGAAAACCUACCUUUAAGUUCAGCAAAUUAUAAUUUUAAGCUUUGACAGAAGGUAUGGAAAAAAAAUUAAUGUAAAUAAAAUAUUGAGUAUCAUUAACGAUACUAAGACUAGUCAGUGUGUAUAUAUAUAAAAAUUAUUGUAAAUAAUAUGGUACAUUAUAAUUAUUUGUUGAUUUGUUUCCUUGACUGAUGCCAUUGAUGCCAUACUGCAAAAAUUAUAAAUAUGAUUGCUUCAGUUAAUUUUUUUACAUAUAGACGUAUUUAAAUUAUAUAUAUGAAAAUAAAUAUAUAUAUGUAUGGUUGAAAUA